GUCUCAUCCCCGAUGCGGUGCGGUGCCACUCCCACCACCUCGUCUCGCCGCUCGCUCGCUCGCUCGCUCGCGUCCUCCCCAAUAGAAAAGCAAGCCGCAAAAAUAAUCGCCAAAGCCCAAAAGAGAUAGGGAGAGAGAGAGAGAAGAGGAGACGCGACGCGAGGGGAGGGGAGGAGGAAAAAGCGGAGGGAGAAAAGAAGAAGAAGAAAAAUCCCCGUCCACCGCCCGCCCGCCCGCUGCGCCGCCGCGCGCUGCACACACGGACGGACGGACGGACCUCCCCCCCGAGCGCUGCCGGAUUCAGUCAGUGAGGCGCGGACUCGGGGCUGAGACGGAGCGGCCGACAGAUCGAGCGCCGGCGAUGCAGCCGCCGCACCCGGAGGCGGGGCCCGAGCAGGAGGCGGUGCCGGCUCCAGUCAAGAAGAAGCGGAACCUCCCCGGGACGCCAGAUCCGGACGCCGAGGUGAUCGCGCUCUCGCCGGGGACGCUGCUGGCCACGAAUCGCUUCGUGUGCGAGGUCUGCGGCAAGGGCUUCCAGCGGGACCAGAACCUGCAGCUGCACCGCCGCGGCCACAACCUACCCUGGCGGCUGCGGCAGCGCGGGCCGGGCGCCGCUCCGCCGCGCCGCCGGGUUUACGUGUGCCCCGAGCCAGGCUGCGUGCACCACGCCCCGACGCGAGCCCUCGGUGACCUCACCGGGAUCAAGAAGCACUUCUGCCGAAAGCACGGGGAGAAGCGCUGGGCGUGCCCGCGCUGCGGCAAGCGCUACGCCGUCCAGGCCGACCUCAAGGCGCACGCCAAGACCUGCGGCACCCGCGAGUACCGCUGCGACUGCGGCACGCUCUUCACCAGACGGGACAGCUUCGUGACGCAUCGCGCCUUCUGCGGCGCUCUCGGGGAGGAGACCGGCAGGGUGCUGGCGCCGCCGGCGCCGCCAUCGCCUCGGCCGCCUGAUUUGGAAGCUGAGAAUGUUGACAAGGACAAGGACAACGACAAGGGGGAGGAGGAGAAUGAGGAUUCUGCCGUGGCCGAGGUGGAGGAGCCUCAGCGUGUGGAGGUGGUGCCAGAGGAGCCACAGCGCAUUCCGUCUCCACCUCCAUUGCCACAGGAGCCACCGACCCAUCCGUCUCCACCUCCAUUGCCACAGGAGCCACCGCGCCACCAGUCUCCACCUCCAUUGCCGCAGGAGCCACCACGCCGGCUGUCCCCACCCCCGUUGCCAAAGGAGCCACCGCGCCGGCUGUCCCCACCUCCGUUGCCAAAGGAGCCACGGUGCCGUCCAACUCCACCUCCAUUGCCAAAGGAACCACAGCGGCUUCCGUUUCCACUGGAGCAGCAGCCAGUUGUGGCAUUGGUGCCAAAUCUGGAUGAGCCAGAGGUGGUUGCUGUGCCAACUGUGACUGCCAAAAUAGAGGAUGAAGCCGAUCAAGAUGAAGAUACCUGUUUCCAGGAAGCUGAUCAGUACAAGGAUGCUGAGCUUGAGGUCUCCAAUCUGCUGGACAAGGACACCCCAAUGCCUCCUUGCUUGCUCCCCUCGCCCUCAGAAGCUAUUGGUACUGAUGGAAGCAGCACAACCUGCGGUGCAGGUGGCAGUGUUUCCAAUUCCAUCGCGCCAUCGACAACCACCAACACAUUUGCCGGUCUGUUUGCGUCAGCCACAACAAGCACCACUUCCCAGAGCAGAUCUCUGCGCGAUCUCAUUGGUGUAGAUCCCACAUUCCUUUGCCUUGCAAUUGGAGCGCCCUCUAUGUUCCCGCAGACAAGCGCAAGCAAUUCAGGCACCUUCGCCCCGCCUCCGGCGCCACACAUGUCCGCGACAGCGCUCCUGCAGAAGGCGACAGAGGCUGGAGCCACACAAUCAAGCUCAUCAUUCUUGAAGGAGUUUGGGCUUGCCUCUUCCUCUUUGUCAUCGCCUCCAUCAAAGCAGCAACCCCAAGGAAGGAUCGCUGAUACCAGCACGGAACCAUGGCAGUACCGGAGGAACCAGCAAAUGGAGAUGGAGCGUCACCAGAGUCAUCAACGGAGGGAGAUGGAGUCCAGUUCACAACCAUGGCACCCCCGUAGUACCCAGCAAAUGGAGAUGGAGCGCCACCACCGGAAUCAUCAACAAAGGGAGAUGGAGUCGAGUUCGCAACAAUGGCACCACCACCGGAAUCAUCAACAAAGGGAGAUGGAGUCCAGUUCGCAACAAUGGCACCACCACCGGAACGACCAGCAGAUGGUGGGGUUGGAGAGCUACCGGAGUAAUCAGCAAAUGCAGAUGGAGUCCAGUUCGCAACGAUGGCUGCACCCCAGGAGCUAUCAGCAGCAAAUGGAGGUGGAUUCCAGUUUGCAACGGUGGCCGCACCACAGGAGCAACCAGCAGCAAAUGGAGAUGAUGGAGCGGCACCACCGGAGUAACCAGCAGCAAAUGGAGAGGGAGUCCAGGGCGAUGCUAUCUGGCGGUCUCGGCCUUGGCCUUGCAUACGAAAGUGGAAACUCAGGCUUGCCGGACCUGGUGAUGGGACCAUCACCACUGUUCGGUCCUAAGCCUGCUGCAACGCUGGACUUCCUUGGGCUUGGCAUCGGAGGGACCAUGGGCGGCUCCACGGUUGCCAACCGUGGCCUCCCGGCAUUGAUGAUUGGAGGAGAGCUGGACAUGGGGUCUUCGGCACAGGUGCCUGCGCCAUGGGAGGACGCCAAGAGGAAGACCAACAACGGCCGCACGAUCCUGUGAGGUUUUCUCCUGUUUUUUUGUUUGGUUGGUAACCUUAGAGGAGUUCCGUGCCUCGGCUUGCCCAUCAUUCUUUUAGCCGCAGCUGUGCAUGCUUUUGGUGGAGGAGCUAGAAGCUCUGUAAGAUGCUGAAGACCUGUACAUAGCUCGAUCGAUGCUUCUCCCAAUCCUGCAUUCUGUCUGGAAAAAAAAAUAAUAACCCCCACGAAUUGAAGCUGUUAUUAUAGCCACAAUUCGAUUCGAUCCCGGCAGGAUGGAACCUGACCUUUGAUGCCCCGUUGCUUUCGGAUGUGAUGAGGCAACAGGGUUAGUAGUAGUCGUACUACCAGAAAUCUUGCGGUGAUAACUCGGUACUGCUUUUGGAAAGAUCCGAGAUUAGGACAGCGAUGCUGACAUUGGAAAGGUGUUUUUUACUGUUACUGUUGUUGUUGAUGCUGCUGCUAAGUCGGCACGGUUACUUACCUAACCUGCUGCUGGUCUGCAAGCUUCCACGGGAGCCUUUGGUACUUUUGGAGAAGCUAUCGUGUACUUUUGUGUCUAAAAUAAACCUGUUUAUUGAUAA
Molecule: messenger RNA, 3275 nt
Organism: Sorghum bicolor (sorghum)
Lineage: Eukaryota; Viridiplantae; Streptophyta; Magnoliopsida; Poales; Poaceae
Product: ATM interactor
Exons: 4
Coding region: 362-2716 (784 amino acids)
Cellular component (GO): nucleus
Molecular function (GO): DNA-binding transcription factor activity
Source: RefSeq, a predicted model, not a curated record